This is a messenger RNA of Andrographis paniculata, 722 nucleotides long. RefSeq lists its product as uncharacterized. NCBI's taxonomy places the organism in Eukaryota, Viridiplantae, Streptophyta, Magnoliopsida, Lamiales, Acanthaceae. The record is from RefSeq and is a predicted model, not a curated record. The transcript has a single exon. The coding region runs from base 61 to 411 and encodes 116 amino acids.
CAUAAUUAUCUCUUAAAUAACAACCAAUUAAAUCUCUGAUCGAUCGACAGAUCACCAUCCAUGGAAUCUCAUCCAAAGAACCCCUCCCAAUCCCAUCCCUCCGGCGAGCUUCUGCCACCGGAAUCGGAAAUUCCGGCCGGCGAGUCGUUGCCGUCAAAUCCAAUUGAAUGCCGAAUAUGCUUCGAGGACAUUGAAACCGGCCAAAUCAUCGCCGCCGGCGACUGCGGCCACACGUACUGCAGCCACUGCAUUACAAAGCACGUCAACACGGCCGUGUUCUCGAAAAACGAGUGGGCCGACAUCGACGGUGGUCUGGUGCUGAUCUGUCCCCUCCGCCGCAUUAAUUGCAGCGGAUUCCUCGACGUCGACGCGAGCCGCGGCCGGUUGCCGGAGAUGCUGGUGGCGCGGUAGGAGGACGCCGCCUGCGUGAUGAUGGUGCAGCACCGGAGAUGCUAUUGUCCGUACAAAGAUUGCUUGGGGUUGAUCGAGAAGGAAAACGAUGGCUGCGGCGACGACAUGACGGAGACGGAGUGCCCCUAUUGCCGGCGGCGCGUGUGCGUCCGGUGCAAUUCCACGUGGCAUUCGGGGAUUGGGUGUGACAAGCUCCCUGACGAGAAGCUUCAUCGACUGGCGAAGGGGAUGCAGUGGAAGAGAUGCCCCGACUAUAAACUUUACGUCGACAGGACUAGCGGAUGCAGCUUUAUCCAUUGCAGGUAACUAAA